Oncorhynchus gorbuscha (pink salmon) is the source of this 1904-nucleotide messenger RNA. RefSeq names its product zinc finger protein 239-like. The record is from RefSeq and is a predicted model, not a curated record. Bases 52 to 1203 code for a protein of 383 amino acids. NCBI's taxonomy places the organism in Eukaryota, Metazoa, Chordata, Actinopteri, Salmoniformes, Salmonidae. The transcript is spliced from 3 exons.
CAUCCUGAUGCUGACGAAGCAGAGAAGAGUCUCUCCAGAUCAGAACACCAGAUGGACAACGGUAGCCCUUCCACCAUCCCGGAGUCCCCGUGUCGUGCCUCUCCUGGUAGCACCUUACUGCUGGGUAUGAAGAGGUUGUCUGUGCUGCUGGUGGACUGCAGGAAAACAACGAGGCUGAGUGGAACUGUGAAAGGAGGAGAAGAGAAGAAAGGAUCAGAUUUGACUCAUCAAAAAGAGAGACCCGACUCGGAGGAACCAGAGACGUCUGAACCAGCGAGACGACACCACUGUUCCCAGUGUGGAAAGAGUUAUACCCGUUUAUGGAGCCUGAAAAACCACAAGAGAACACAUGCAGAGAGGAAGUCUUACAACUGUUCCCAGUGUGCAAAGAGUUUUAACCAUUUAGGGAAUCUUAAAAACCACAAGAGAACACAUGCAGAGAGGAAGUCUUACAACUGCUCUCAGUGUGCAAAGAGUUUUACUCAUUUAUGUAACCUAAAAUCGCACGAGAGACGACACACAGGAGAUAAGCCUUACCAAUGCUCUCAGUGUGGUAAGAGAUUUAUUGAGUCAACAGAACUGAAAGUUCAUAAGAGAAUACACACAGGGGAAAAACCAUUCCAAUGCUCUCAGUGUGUAAAGACAUUUUCCCGACCAGGGGACCUGAAAUCUCAUGAGAGAAUACACACAGGGGAAAAGCCGUACCACUGUUCCCAUUGUGAAAAGAGUUUCGGCUGGUCAGGGACACUGAAAGAGCAUGAGAGAAUGCACACAGGAGAAAAGCCAUUCCAAUGCUCACAGUGUGGAAAGGGUUUUAGCCAGUUACGGUACCUGAAAACGCACGAGAUGAUUCACACAGGAGAGAAGCCUUUCCAGUGCACUCAGUGUGGAAAGAGUUUUAUCCUGUUAGUAAACCUGAAAUCACAUGAGAGAAUACACACAGGGGAAAAGCCAUACCAUUGUUCCCAUUGUGAAAAGAGUUUCAGCUGGUCAGGGACACUGAAAGAGCAUGAGAGGACACACACAGGAGAAAAGCCAUUCCAAUGCUCUCAAUGUGGAAAGGGUUUUACCCAGUCAGGGAGCCUGAAAAUGCAUGAGAGAAUGCAUACAGGGGAAAAGCCUUUCCAUUGCUCCCAAUGUGGAAAGAGUUUUACCCAAUUAAGGAGCCUGAAAAGUCAUGUGGUGACACACAAAGGAGGGUAGCCUCACCUCUGCUCCCAGUGUGGAAAGAGUUUUACCCAAUUAAGGAGCCUGAAAAGUCAUGUGGUGACACACAAAGGAGGGUAGCCUCACCUCUGCUCCCAAUGUGGAAAGGGUUUUACCCAAUUAAGGAGCCUGAAAAGUCAUGUGGUGACACACAAAGGAGGGUAGCCUCACCUCUGCUCCCAGUGUGGAAAGAGUUUUACCCAAUUAAGGAGCCUGAAAAGUCAUGUGGUGACACACAAAGGAGGGUAGCCUCACCUCUGCUCCCAAUGUGGAAAGGGUUUUACCCAAUUAAGGAGCCUGAAAAGUCAUGUGGUGACACACAAAGGAGGGUAGCCUCACCUCUGCUCCCAAUGUGGAAAGAGUUUUACCCAAUUAAGGAGCCUGAAAAGUCAUGUGGUGACACACAAAGGAGGGUAGCCUCACCUCUGCUCCCAGUGUGGAAAGAGUUUUACCCAAUUAAGGAGCCUGAAAAGUCAUGUGGUGACACACAAAGGAGGGUAGCCUCACCUCUGCUCCCAGUGUGGAAAGAGUUUUACCCAAUUAAGGAGCCUGAAAAGUCAUGUGGUGACACACAAAGGAGGGUAGCCUCACCUCUGCUCCCAAUGUGGAAAGAGUUUUACCCAAUUAAGGAGCCUGAAAAGUCAUGUGGUGACACACAAAGGAGGGUAGCCUCACCUCUGCUCCCAGUGUGGAAAGAG